This is a messenger RNA of Dreissena polymorpha, 4120 nucleotides long. RefSeq lists its product as uncharacterized. The record is from RefSeq and is a predicted model, not a curated record. The transcript is spliced from 12 exons. Lineage: Eukaryota; Metazoa; Mollusca; Bivalvia; Myida; Dreissenidae. Gene Ontology annotation, biological process: cell-cell adhesion. Gene Ontology annotation, cellular component: cell-cell junction. Bases 113 to 2416 code for a protein of 767 amino acids. Gene Ontology annotation, molecular function: cell adhesion molecule binding.
UAUAGGAUAUGUGACAUUGUUUGGAACCUGGUCUUCAAAUAAUUAUAAUUUUAACACAAUAUUGAAAUAAAAAAGAUUUUUUCAUUAAAACCGAGAAAUUACUGAAACAACUAUGCGUGUGUACAUGUAUUUGAUUUAUAUAUUGUUAAUAACCAUAAUCGAAACACCACUGGUUCAAGCAAACGCCUAUGGUGAGAGUCAUAUUGUUCCAGCAAUUGCAUAUGUGGGAGAAACCGUCCAUGCUUAUUAUAAACCGUUAAAGAAUGAUUCCAUUGAAACGAUUAUAUGGUGGUUAAGAGUUGAAAACCAGAGUGACACUCGAAUAGCGAAUGGUUCCCGAUAUGAGAUAAAUACAAGAAAUCAUACAGUAAACCUCACAAUUAGAAAUGUUUCAUUGAGCGAUGCUGGCAAGUACAUAACUCAAUGCGGUAGUCACUGGUGUACAGGGCAUCCAUCGCAUUUGGAAGUGAAAGAACUCCCGAAGCUCAAGUUCAAAGAGAGAGCAAACAAGCCCGAUAUUGGAUGCCAUGAUUGUCUACUAGGAUGGAUGGGCCGGCGAAUGAACAUCAGCUGUAUUGUUGAGGGAGUGAUACAACCGCACGACGUUAAUAUUUCAAUCGAUAAAGGAGGACAUGCUGAGACGAAAUCACAAAAUCUUUCUCGACAUGAAUAUCGGAGUCAAACCAUCUACGCCUUUCACGCGAGAGAAGCAGACGAUAGGCAAAACGUUACGUGCACUGUUUCAUCCAGCAGAUUUUCCAAAAGACUCAUUAUUAAAGCACCGCUGCGUAUUCUAAAACUGCCGGAUGUUUCCGACUUAACCCUUACGAGUAGUGCAAUAGAAAAUGAAACGAUAACCUGCAGGUCACCAACUUCUCAAACAGAUUUCGAUAUUGUCAUAUUGUAUAACAACUCAUGGUAUACAGUAUCUUCGCCCGAUGAUGCAAAGUGCACAAGAAUAUUACAGAUCAGUCGUUAUGAUAACGGGAGGCCGAUUCAGUGUUGCUUCAUAUACCAAACGUUUGAAGAACCGAGUCCUGGCACAAUGUGUACAAAUAGUACCUUUUUGGACAUAAGAUAUACACCGUCAAGAGCUUACAUAAAAAGACGUCGUUGUUGUGAAAACGACGGAGAUGGAAACACGUAUGUCGAGUUAGAAUGUAUCACGGGUAAAUCAAACCCAGUGAGUACUAUUUCCUGGACAAGCAAUACGUCAGUUCAAUCUACUAGUACCGAGCAAAUUAAUUCAGAUCACGAAAUAAGGAAGGAAUAUUCUGGGUGGACAGCUUCGAAGGCCCUGACAGCGAAUAUCACUCGUGUUCAUCAUGGACAGAAGAUAGGGUGUUCGGUAACCAACAUUGAGUUUCCAAACUGGCACAUAAUCACUGAAUACAUCAUAAACAUUACGUAUCGUCCUCAAAUCACGAUUUCUGGCGUUGAUCCUGGGCAUGUGCUUGAGAUUAAAGUUGGCGAUGCUGUCAACAUCACGUGUGACGUAGAUUCGAACCCAGCUGCAAGUGUUCAUUGGUCGCGUAAUACAUCGAGGAUCUCAGAAGAUCAUCGAUUGGCGAUAAACGGAUCCGUGCAACCAGGCCAUUACAACUACACGUGCUUUGCUUCAAACGGUGUUGGUCGCGCUGAAAGAACGAUCAGUGUGAUCAUGAAAGCUGCCUAUAAGCUGCAAGAUAAGGCAAGAGCCUCGUCGUCUCCGGCAGAUCUAGUGACUCCCGUGUCGGUAGCGGCCAGCGGAACUACCGUUCUAGUGGUGGUUCUUACGGUAAUGGUCGUCUGCAUUACACGUCGACAGAUAAAGAGGAAGAGACAGGGGACAACCAAAGCAGCAGCACUACACCCACCCCAUGGCCAAGUUCAACAGUUUCGUAAUACGGAGGUCAGUUUGCUCCCAGCAGCUGAAUGUUCCGAUUUUGCCUCGGUGACUCCCAGCCACCUUCGGGCGAGUGAAUCCGCGAACUCCAGACCGCAGAUUGAGAUUGUGAACCAAAGUCCUGAACUAUCCACUGCGCACGCUGUCAAUAGCGAUGACCAGGAGUACUCUACGGUGGUGCCCAGGAACCAGAGAACAGCCGCCUCUCAACAGGAACUGGCGUUCCAGAUAGAGAAUCCCACACUGAUAUACGCCGAGCUGGAUCUUGCCCCGGAACUUCCACAGUUCACAAAACCACGGAAGAAGCUGUUACGACCUACGUGUCCAUUGACUUUGCUGUUACUGCCAGAAAUGUUGAAACCGCAAAGUAUUCGAAAUAAUGGUGUGAUUGUCGUGGAGAAUACGUGGUUAUUUUUGUUCAGAUGUAUAUACAUUUUUAAAAGCGAAACUAAGACAACUUUACGACGAGCUUUGGAAAUGCAUGUUAAGUUUUCUAUAUUCGACACUUACCUGGUUAUCAGUUUUUUGUAAUCCGAUCAUUAUUUUCGCAUUUUUCUGUCUUUAUACAUGAACUUAUGUUUUGUAAGUGAUGUUGUUUUUAUAAAGAUUCAAGCGUGGUUCAAUUUUGUGCUUUACAUGUACUCACACUCUAAAUACAUGUAUUUUUAAGGAUUGUUUCAUUUGGCUUUUUUGGAAGAUGGCAAUGAACGUUUAUUGUUAUAUUAUUUCUCGACGAAAAUCUAACGUCAAUGUUCAAAAUCAACAAUUAGGGACGAUCAUUCAGAAACUAUACUUUAGGCCUUAUUGUUGAGUGAGUUAGACUAAAUUUCGUGCGGCAAAAACAUACAUGUAAUUCGACACAUUUAAUCAUACAACAUACUGAAGACAUUUGGAAGAUAAAUUAUAAAUUUAACAUUGAAAUAAUAAAUAUCAUCCUUAUAGCAUUUGAUGUUAUAUUGCUAAUUUAUUAUAGUAUUUGUUCUUUGCUUAAGAAAAAUAUGUAUGCAUGACAGUUAUUUUACUGUAUCAAACUUCUGUAAUAAAUAUUGUGGCGUCAUAACAUGGUUAUAACAUUGAUAACAGUUUCUGCGGGAAAUUUGUUUGGUUGAUAUUAUUAAAUUGUUUCUUCAAUAAGUCUGUCCUCCAACUGGUAAAAGCUGGUAAAAGCAUGUGAUGUUUCAUCUAAGAGCGAGCGUAACAGGAAAUUAACCAGUGGUUAAUUCUGUGAUAACACUGUUUAAUCACAUCGAAUAUGCACGUCGCCACAAAAACGUAAGUCCACGCCUUUAUGCGAUAAUUUUCAACGCGUUAAGAGCACAAUUAAUGGCUAAAUGUUGACUUGCAAGGAAUCUUUUUUAAAUGACAUUUUUAAUAAUCUUCAUAUAGAGAACAUCAAGGACACCAACUGCAACUUAUUCAAAAACAUAAUAGAGUUUAUAUUUCAUUUGUGUCAUUUCUGAAAAGAAGAUCGUACAAUAAAAUCUACAAGAAUCGAUUUCAAUAUUAAUUCACGAGCAUUAUGAGUUAGAAACAUGUACAGUCGUUUACGCUUGACCUGAAUGUAACAUAAAGAAUGACAACGAUUACUGAAGGAACUAAUAUUAUUUGUUAAUAUUGAAUAUGUACUCUCCCUUUCACUGAAACUAAAACACCUAUUGUGGUCGUUGUCUUGAGAAAAAUUGCACAAAAACUGCCUUGCAGUACGCUCAUUUAAACAUCCACACGUUUUUAUGGAAAUGUUGAUGAAAGAAAUUAUGCAGUAUAGACCGUUCCAUAAUCGAUAAAUUGACCGCCGCCAUAUUGUCAGUCACGUGACUGUCCGCCAUUACACUGCUGCUAACUUGUGCGAGUCUACGAUUCCAAAAGCCAAAGACGUAGAGAAUACCCGCUUCACCGUUGUUGGAUAAAUAGAUCUAAAUUACUUAAUGAAUUAAUGUGAGGCGAUUAUCACAUUUUUGUUGUUUAAAUUAUUGUUUGAAGUUGAGAUUGAUUGUUACAAAUAAAAUGUUUGAAAUGCUUUCGUGUAUUUGUUUUUUUUAUCUGUAAUUAAGUGGUAAUCAUCGGCGAAAAUUUGCCGGUUCAGUCGCUCAUACUACAACUCUUGUAUAAAUAGCAUUUUAAGCCUUCUCUUAACUUUUAGCAAGACCUAUGUUUUAUCAGAUUUUAGUGAUGCUCACAUAUAAAUUUGUAAAUUAUCUGUUGAUGAGUUCAAUUAAAAAAAUCCUAUAUAUAAUG